AAGUUCACUUGAGGAAGAAAACAUGGCUGAAAACUACGUAUAGCAGGAUGUUGCUCGUUCGAUAGGGAUUUUUUGAGAUCUGUGGCAUGAAGAUUGUUAGAUGACAAUGUCUCCGUUUGUAGAAGGUUGGGAUUUUAUUGAAACGCUUGGUGAAGGCGCUUAUGGCGAGGUUAAGUUGGCGGUGAAUAGAGAUACACAAGARGCAAUUGCUGUGAAGAUUAUAGAUCUCGAUCGUGUAAAAGACGCCAGUGAUAACGUUAAGAAGGAGAUUUGCAUACAUCGAAUGCUUCAAGAUGUCCAUGUUAUCAGGUUUUAUGCCCAGAGAACAGAAGGCAGUAAACAGUACUUGUUUCUUGAGUAUGCAUCAGGGGGAGAGCUGUUUGAUAGAAUAGAACCAGAUAUUGGAAUGCCACAACCARUAGCACAGAAGUAUUUUAAGCAGUUAGUUACUGGUGUGGAAUAUCUUCACAGACAAGGAGUCACACAUAGAGAUAUCAAACCAGAAAAUCUUCUUUUAGAUGCUGAUGAUAAUCUCAAAAUAACAGAUUUUGGCCUAGCAACAGUAUUUAGGUUCAAAGGAAGGGAACGGUUGCUAGGGAAGUGUUGUGGUACUCCUCCAUAUGUUGCGCCUGAAGUAUUGUUGAAGUGUGAUUACCAUGCAGUACCUGCUGAUAUCUGGUCUUGCGGAAUUGUUCUCGUUGCUAUGCUGGCAGGAGAACUACCUUGGGAUGAACCAACAAUAAAGAACAGAGAAUACCUAGACUGGCUGGAUAACAAGAUCAAUAGAACACCAUGGGUCAAAAUUGAUCCACAACCUUUAGCUCUUUUAAAGAAAAUCUUAUUAGAAAACCCCAGUAAAAGAAUAACGAUACCAGGGAUCAAGAAAGAUAAAUGGUUUACAAGAACAUUUUCUGUCAUAAGAAGUCCUUCCUGUAGAGAUGGAAUAUGUAGCUCUCCUUGCGACUCUCCAUCUAGUACUGGGCCAUUUAAGAGGCAGCGCUCAGAAGCAGAUACCCCUGUCCUGAAGGAAAUCAAGGACACUCACAUUUCUGCUUCGCAACCUGAACCUCGUCGUCACCAAGAUAUUUAUGUAGGGAUGGGAGGCACUACUGACGAAAGCAGCCCUAAUGAGGCAUUAUGGUUYUCGCAACCAGUACAUCCAGAUCACAUGCUUCUAAGUAGCCAGAUUGCCUGUACUCCUGGGAAUUCACAGACACCAUUCCAGAGACUUGUCAAGAGAAUGACAAGAUUCCACAGUAAGAAAAACCAAGAAACCACUCUACAACAACUCAAAAAGGCACUUGAAAAAUUAGGAUAUGAUUAUAAGACAAAUGGAUCAAAACAGCUUACUGUUAUUACUACUGAUCGCCGCAAGAACAAAUUAAGUAUGAAAGUCAAUCUUAUUGAUAUGAGUCCUUCACUGCUAGUGGACUUCAGAUUAUCAAGGGGAGAUGGUCUAGAUUUUAAAAGACAUUUCCUCAAAAUCAAAGCUUGUUGUAAGGAUAUCAUUUGAAGGUGACACAUCUAUGAAWAGUAAUACAAAAGAUAUGAUACAUGUAUUUAAACUAGAAAUAUUUUUUUAAGAAUGCGUUACAUUACCACCAGAGGUGGGAUACAGUUGUUAUAAAAUGCUUUCACAUGGCAUACCAUGGAGUAUCUCACUUGUUUUUUCUUAGUAAACACACUCACACAGGAAAAAAAAAACAGAUUCCCAAAUUGGGAAUKGUUGGGAAUUUCCUUGAAUUCCCAAUUCAAACACCAACG
Messenger RNA from Actinia tenebrosa (Australian red waratah sea anemone), 1764 nucleotides. Its product is annotated as serine/threonine-protein kinase Chk1. Gene Ontology annotation, molecular function: ATP binding; protein serine/threonine kinase activity. The record is from RefSeq and is a predicted model, not a curated record. Gene Ontology annotation, biological process: protein phosphorylation; mitotic G2 DNA damage checkpoint signaling. Gene Ontology annotation, cellular component: site of double-strand break; cytoplasm; nucleus. NCBI's taxonomy places the organism in Eukaryota, Metazoa, Cnidaria, Anthozoa, Actiniaria, Actiniidae.